Columba livia (rock pigeon) is the source of this 5771-nucleotide messenger RNA. RefSeq names its product protein NPAT. Gene Ontology annotation, molecular function: transcription coregulator activity; protein binding. NCBI's taxonomy places the organism in Eukaryota, Metazoa, Chordata, Aves, Columbiformes, Columbidae. The record is from RefSeq and is a predicted model, not a curated record. The transcript is spliced from 18 exons. The coding region runs from base 129 to 4523 and encodes 1464 amino acids. Gene Ontology annotation, cellular component: nucleus.
UCCGGCGGAAGGGGCGGACGCGGCGCUGGCCGGAGGAGUUUCCGCGCCUUCGCCUGGGUGGCGGGGUGCCGCGCUGCGCCGCCCGGAGCCGCGUCCCGCCGCCCCCCGCUCCCCGUUCCUCUCGGGCCAUGCUGCUGCCGUCCGACGUGGCCCGGCUGGUGCUGGGGUAUUUACAACAGGAAAAGCUCCUAGCUACCUGCCGUGAAUUUAUUUUGGAAAGCUCAGAUUUGAAAGAAUAUGCAGAGCACUGUACAGAGGAUGGGUUUAUUCCAGCCUGCUUGCUGUCUCUAUGUGGAAAAAACUUGACAACUAUCCUUAAUGAAUAUGUAGCCAUGAAAACAAAAGAAACAACAAAUGAAGUUCCAGCAAUGAUGUCAUCUCUGUGGAAGAAACUAGACUAUACGCUUUCUCAGAUCAGGAGCAUGCAGAAUUCCACAGGAUUUUCUGCUAAUCAAAGGACACGUACAAGGAGUGGAAUUGUAGAAAUGAAGAGACAGAGGAUGCUUCAGCAGUCAGCUCCCGCAAACCCGGGAUUGUUGUCAGUAGCCCAUCAGUCAGGGCCACAGAAUUCCUCUCCUGUUGUUUCCUCUCAAGUUAUUCACAGACCAGCGGUAAAUCCAAGCGUGUCACAGACAAGACUGAAUACGUUGUUUGUGCACCCAUCACAAACCCAAGAAAGCAAGAUCACCACAGGAGAUUUCAUACACAUUCAAGUUCCAGCAUCACAAGAACGAAAGUUUCAUUCAAACUUGCUUUCUCCAGGAAGACGAAAAAGUGAAUCUCAGAAGAGGAAAAGCAUCGCAACCUCUGGACCUCUUUCAGCAACUAGAAGUUCUCAAGACCCUGAGGAAGUAAUAAUAGAAAAAGAAAGUGAGCCGCUGGAAGAAUUCAUAGAUGGUAACUUCCCACAACUGGUUAUUGAAAAUGCCAGAGAAAAAAUCUUGAGCAACAAAUCUCUUCAGGAGAAGCUUGCUGAGAACAUUAACAAAAUCCUGGGCAGUGAUGGCAAUGUCACUCAGGCCCCUAAACAGACAGACAGUGGUCCCACAGAACAGGAGACUUCGAUUGAUGAAAUCCUUGGACUUCAGGGUGAAAUUCAUAUGUCAGAAGAGGCCAUACAGGACAUUCUACAACAGACAGAAUCAGAUCCAGCUUUUCAGGCACUCUUCGACUUGUUUGAUUAUGGAAAGAGCAAGGUAAACAAGAACUUACCUGCUGGUAUUUCUGGUCAGAAUGGAGUAGAAAAUGCAAUCCUGGUGGAGGAGGAUAACCUGGAAACUCUUGGAAGUUCUUUAGGAACGGAAGAAACUAGUAGGUGUGAUAGUUCUAGAGAAUCGCUGUCCUGUAAGGGUUUCCCGUUAGGAGAAGCAUCGGGUGCCUUGAAGACCAGCAUUACUGAUGACAUGGCUAAGAAAAAUGCAACCAACGAACAGUUGCAUGGACAUAGCAGACCAAGGAAGCAGACUGAAGUACUUGAAACCGUUACCCCUGAACAGAUGGGAGAGCUUGAAAUCGCUUUUGACUCUGUGACUGGUUUGACGGCACCGAACCAGAGACAGAGCCCUGGUGGUGAAUGUAACGAGCACUGCGGAGAUUCUUACGAUAAAAAAGAGGCGUCUGUGUUAGUGUCUGACACUGAAAGAGCUGUGGAAAUUGCACAAGACUCACUAAAUCAGAGUGCUCGAAGUACUCCUAAUCUAGAAUAUGUUCAUUCUGGUAGUCAGCGGAUUUCUUUGAUUCCAUUGGCAGAAGGUACUAGAGCCAGUGAAAACAAAACACAUUCUGGAAAUAAAUGCCAAUUAUCACCGAAUACAUCAUUAUCUGAAAACACACUCACUAAAAGCCCUUCUGAUGGGAGCCCUGGCCACAGUGUACUGCUGAGAAAAAACAAUUCUUCGAUUUCUAGCCCAUCAGCAGAUGCAGGAAAAGAACAGGCUGUAACAACUGGUACAGCUGCCAUAGCUGGUGUUUUACCAGGGAGCUGCAGCUCCCGCUCUCCCCAUCAGGAACAGGGAGCACAGUCGGACUGUGCUGCCAGGCCCGCAGGGAAGGUUUCAGAUCUGGUCAAAACAGAGCUGCAGCUUCAGGUUGUUGAUACUUCUAACAAACCUUAUUCAAAUGAUCAGCAUACACUUGAUAAGCCUUCUAAGACAGAUUUUAACCUCCCUUCAGCAUUGUCAAACUCAGAGGGAACACAAGGGGAAAUGCAAGAGCCUUCAUCUUCUACAAAAGUAGAUGCUGAUAAUAUGUAUUUCUCUUCUGGUGAUGGUGCGUGUACAGCAAUUUCUGUAGUAUCCCCUGAAAAUAAUCUUACUACAUCUGAAAUAUGCCACUCUCCUCCCCCACAAACUGCAUCCCCAACAGAGGAGUCAGGUACUGAGGCCAAGAGCAUCAGCGGUGUAUCUUCUAGUAGUCAACCGAUGGAUGUUGAUCCUUCCAAUAUAAUGUCCCUCAAGAUCAUCAUCAGCGAUGAUCCAUUCAUUUCAUCAGACACAGAGUUAAAUAAUGCUGUUUCCAGUAUCACAGGAGAAAAUUUGCCAACUAUAAUAUUGUCUUCUCCAGCCAAAUCCCCAGCCAAAAGUGCAGGCCUGUCCAAAUGCCUCAUGUCAGAAGAUGUGGAAAAAAAUGUGGAUGCGGCUUUGGCGGAGCAGAAUCUUCUUGUGCUUAGACCUAAGGAUCCUGUGGUCGCCACAGUUAACGCUCAGAACGAAGACUGUGCCGCUUUUGCAGUUGCUGAUAAAACUAAUCUCUCCAAGGAAGGGGGAUUUAUACAGUUAAUGCCAGCCACCAGCACAGCUUUUGGCAAUUCCAACAACCUUUAUAUAGCCACAUGUGUGACCGACCCAGCUGCCUUGGGCACAGCUGUGACACCGUCAAAUGUGGUUGUAUUGCCUGGCAAUUCUAUGCCGCUUGCUGCCCAGGCUCCAGCUGUGCAGCAGUUACGGACUCCUCCUAGAUCCAGCAGUGCAUUUGCAGCAAACCAGACUGUCUCCCCAAAUUUCCCACAAGGUUCUGCCAUUAUAAUCGCAUCUCCAGUGCAACCUGUUUUGCAAGGAAUGGUGGGAAUGAUCCCUCUCUCGGUAGUAGGACAAAAUGGAAAUACUUUCUCAGCACCUGCCCGCCAGGUUCUCCAUAUGCCUGUGGCUAAUCCGGUGUGCAACAGAAGUGUCCCGAAGCUUCCCAUCCCUCCCAAAUCACAAAAGAUUCCUGGAGCAAGAAACAAGACUAAUACAGGAAAACUGGUACCAAGUGUAGCUGAGCCUUUGAACCACACGAAUUCUCGAACACAAAGGACUGGAAAUUCGGACAAGCUUAGCACUGCAGAAGUAGCAAGGAAGGUAGAGGAGAACUUACCUGUAGCACCAGUAGAGAGCACAAGCUCAAAUUCAAGACAAAGUGAAAGUCACAGGAGAGUCCUUUGCUUUGAUAACGUCCUACCUGUUGCAGGAGGAAACGCCCACAUUCAAACGACUAAGAGUUCAUCCCAAAAAGAAAGAAAUGAAAACGCUUCAUUUGCUGCUGACUCUGCAUCAUCCUCUAAGGCACAGUCAGCAAAGAGAGAGAAGGAUAAAACGUUGCCCAGAAUUCUGUGUAAGCCAGAAGUUGGCAGCAACAGAAGCGCAUCUGCCAAGGAGCCGCAGCCCGAGCGGAAGGUGGCAGCUGCAGGGCUUCCACCGGAUCCCUUCCACAAGACUACCGCAAAUAAAGAGAAUGAAUUACGGAGAGAUAGUGAGGAAAAGCAGAAGAACCAGGACACGGCCAAACUCUCAAAUGGCCAGCAAAGCGUUAGCUUGUGGAAUGAGAAGGCAGUUGCUUCAGUGCCAGAGCUGAACAAAAAGCAAGGGGCGCUGUCAAACGGGACUAGCAAAUCUUCCGUGUCUGGUUCUUUGUCUUCAAAGGAGCCAAAGCGAGAACCAGCUAAAGGUUCCAACCAAGGCCUUUGCCUGUCAAGUCCGUUCACUAAACAGUGCGUGGAAAUGCUGCAAGACAUUCAGUGGCACAGCCCAACUAGUAAAACAGUUGAAAACGGAGAGUUGCCAGUACCCCGUACGCCGUCUGGAGUCGGGGACAGGCACACGGAGGAUACUACAGACAGCGUACGGACACCGACCUGUCGGCGCUUCAGCGAGGACAGCGCGACCCCCAGAGUGAUGGUGCCCCCUGCCACGCCAGACCUGCCCGCCUGCAGCCCGGCCAGCGAGACGGGCAGCGAGAACAGCGUCAGCAUGGCUGCGCACACCCUCAUGAUCCUGUCACGGGCGGCCAUCGCCAGGACUAGCGCCGCAACGCCCCUCAAGGACAACAUGCAACAGUUCAGGUCUUUACGGAGCACGGUAAAGAAAAGGAAACUGGAGGACUUGAACGAGGGCGAGAGAAAUUCUCGUUCUGCAAAUAGGAAAGACCUUCAAAGCUCUCCAACACAAUCAAAAAAGAAGAAAAUAAAGAAAAAGAAGCUGCCAAAUUCUUUUCCAGCAGGAAUGGAUGUGGACAAGUUCCUGUUGUCUUUGCAUUACGAUGAAUGAAAAAGUUGUUGAACGGUGACUGUCUGAAGCUGAGUAUUGUUGUGCUGAGGUUUUGCAUGGGAAGAGAAGUUAAUUCUGAGGAGUGAGUUGCACUUUCAGUGCACUGAAUUUUCACUUUAUAGCAAAAUCAUGCUGUUUCUGAAGCAGGUUGCUAAGUGUAAAUAUCAUUAAGUUGGUAUAUGUUUAUUUUUUAAAAAGCACUUGCGUAAUAUAGAGCCUUUUAAUUUGCAAAAUUGUAAAUUUGUAUAAAUGUAAUGUAAGAAAAGUUGUAUGUUUCCUGUUAGACCACGUUGUCUGUGUUCUGCUGCGUUCUCUCCUUCCCCCUCUGAACCGCUGUAGCCGAUCGCUGCCACGGGGUGAGUCUGGCGGCGUUGGAAGUUCACUGCUGUGGGACGGGGCAGCCAGCCCGGCCGCUUGCCUUGUCUUGUUCAGUCCCAAAGGGACUCGGUCGUUGGCUGUAAUGGGCUCAUACUAACGCGCUCUCCUCUCAUUGCCGUCAAACCCACGAUGUGAGGCUUUGAAAGAGUUAAUUACACGUGAGGCCAGUAAAACCUCCAGUGGUAUUUCUCAUCCGAUGAAGCUUUUCCCAACCAGUCAUGCAGAUAGGAACUUGAACUUGUCUCCAUCUCAUCUCUUUACUGGAUUUGCUACAGGGGAUGUAAUUUGUUAUUUGAAUGCAAAAGCUGCUUUCAAGCCACGUACUUGGCUGCGGGUUCCCCCCCUGUCCAUACCGUGGUACGAAUACUGACACUGUAGCAAAAGCCAGACCAGAAUUUCAGCGUGUUCUGUUGCAAUCGUCAGUUCUUUCACGGUCAUUUGUACUGUUGAGAAAGCAUUUGUUAAUGUCACUCAUGCUUUUAGUCAGACAUGGAAAAAUUUGCAUCUCGUCUUUCUGUUUAAUGUUGAAUUUUCAUAGCUGCUGUAGGAAAUCUCUUCAAAACAGGUACAGGAAAAGCUCAGCCUCUAUCUGCGUAAAAAUGAGCAUGGGUGAAAAUUACCACGCCAAGCCUUGCUCCAGUACUGCAGAACCUUCUCUACUGGUCUUUCCUCUGUUUUCAAAUUGUUGAGGUCUUAAAAGUGCAAGGGUUUUUUAAGAGAUCUGUACAGCAACAGGGCAAUGUUUCAGAUAGUUUAUGAGGAUUCCUAAGGAACAAAUAUUAUGCAGUAGAUGUUUAUAUUAAACCCAUCCAAUAACUAAAUACUGCAUAGCAUUUACAGCUUGAAUAAAUAUUUUUGGUUUAAUAAGAA